Molecule: messenger RNA, 2623 nt
Organism: Amaranthus tricolor (Joseph's coat)
Lineage: Eukaryota; Viridiplantae; Streptophyta; Magnoliopsida; Caryophyllales; Amaranthaceae
Product: long chain acyl-CoA synthetase 7, peroxisomal
Exons: 23
Coding region: 184-2313 (709 amino acids)
Biological process (GO): fatty acid metabolic process
Cellular component (GO): endoplasmic reticulum; membrane
Molecular function (GO): long-chain fatty acid-CoA ligase activity
Source: RefSeq, a predicted model, not a curated record
CAUCUAUCAUCAUCUAUAUUAAUCUUUAAUUAUUAGUCAGCAAAAUCUUUGGAUUGCGCGACUUUCUUCCCAUCUUAACAUUUUCACACCUUUCUUUUCUCUGAUCUAAUCCUUUUUCACAAUCAAUCAAAAUAUCUCAAAAAAAAAAAAAAACAAUUUCAGCAAAAAAAAAAACCCAAUUUCAUGAACAAAUUUCCGGAAGAACUUCAAAGAGUAUCAAUGGAGUCUUCAGCUCAACGCAGGUGGAAAGCAAUUCAAUCGCACCUUUUCUCUGUACCCAACAAUGAAGAAGAUCCUUUCUCCAGUAUUCUCCAUAAUCAAACAGCUGGAGAAUUCUACCAAGGUGAAAGGUAUAGUGUAAUUCUUCCUGAGAAGUUACAGACAGGAAAAUGGAAUGUUUACAGGUCUGCUCGUUCCCCUUUGCAGCUAGUCAGUAGAUUUCCAAAUCAUCCAGAGAUUGGCACAUUGCAUGACAACUUUGUACAUGCAGUUGACAGUUUCCCAGACUAUAUGUACUUGGGUACAAGAGUGCGAGUGGAUGGAACAGUUGGAGAGUAUAAAUGGAUGACUUAUGGAGAAGUGAGUAAUGCUCGUUCAGCUGUAGGAUCAGCUCUUCAGAAUUAUGGCCUAUCAAAAGGAAUGAGUGUUGGACUUUAUAUGAUCAAUAGACCAGAAUGGGUAGUUGUGGAUCAUGCGUGCUCAUCGUAUUCAUUUGUUUCAGUUCCCUUGUAUGACACACUAGGUCCAGAUGCUGUUAAAUUUAUUGUAAAUCAUGCUGAUGUGCAGGCCAUCUUUUGUGUUCCAGAAACAUUAAAAGCUUUACUAAGCUUUUUAUCAGAGAUCCCAACUGUGCGUGUUAUAGUGGUCGUGGGAGGGGUAGAUGAGCAUUUACCCUCACUUCCUCAGGUUGUUGGGAUUAAGCUAAUAUCCUAUUCAAAGUUAUUAAGUCAGGGUCGUGCUAGACUUCAACCAUUUUGCCCUCCCACCCCUGAUGAUAUUGCCACAAUAUGUUAUACUAGUGGAACGACUGGGACGCCGAAGGGAGCUGUAUUAACUCAUGGAAAUCUAAUUGCAAAUGUUGCUGGUACGAGCAUCCCUGUCAAGUUUUAUCCCACUGAUGUUUAUAUAUCAUAUCUUCCAUUGGCGCACAUUUAUGAACGAGCUAACCAGAUCUUAGUAGUCUACUCUGGUGCUGCUAUCGGCUUUUACCAAGGGGAUAACUUGAAGCUGAUGGAUGAUAUGCUGGCCUUGCGACCAACCAUUUUUGCUAGUGUUCCUCGGCUCUACAAUAGGAUAUAUGCUGGGAUUAUCAAUGCUGUAAAGACUUCUGGGGUUCUUAAAGAAAGGCUUUUCAAUGCCGCCUAUAACUCGAAGAAGCAAGCCAUAAUGAAUGGGAGAAACCCAUCACCUAUCUGGGAUAAACUAGUAUUCAAUAAGAUUAAGGCCAAACUAGGUGGCAGAGUUCGCUUCAUGAGUUCUGGUGCUUCUCCACUGUCGCCUGAUGUUCUGGACUUCAUGAAAGUGUGCCUUGGCUGCCCACUAGUUGAAGGAUAUGGUAUGACUGAGACUUCCUGUGUUAUAAGUUCUAUGGAAGAGUCGGACAACAUGUCAGGCCAUGUUGGUUCCCCUAAUGCUGCUUGUGAGGUAAAGCUGGUCGAUGUUCCCGAAAUGAAUUAUACAUCUGAUGAUCAGCCAUACCCUCGUGGUGAAAUAUGUGUUCGAGGGCCCAUUAUUUUCAAAGGCUACUAUAAAGAUGAAGUCCAGACGAGAGAAGUCAUUGAUGAUGAGGGUUGGCUUCACACUGGAGAUAUUGGGUUGUGGUUACCUGGAGGACGCCUUAAGAUAGUAGACAGGAAAAAGAACAUCUUCAAAUUGGCUCAAGGAGAGUAUAUAGCACCAGAGAAAAUUGAGAAUGUAUACUCCAAGUGCAAAUUCGUCGCUCAAUGUUUUGUAUAUGGUGAUAGCUUAAAUUCCAGUUUGGUAGCAAUUAUCUCGGUUGAUCCAGAUACACUGAAGAAUUGGGCUUCAGGAGAGGGAAUCAAGUAUGAAGAUAUAGGGCAACUCUGUAGGCAUCCAAGAGCAAAAGCUGCAGUUCUUGCUGAGAUGGAUGCUUUGGGAAGGGAGGCUGGGUUGAGAGGAUUUGAAUUUGUGAAAGCUGUUACGUUGGUACCUGAACCAUUUACUUUGGAAAAUGGUCUUCUUACUCCAACAUUUAAGAUAAAGAGGCCUCAAGCAAAGAUUUACUUCGAAAAGGAAAUAGGAGAAAUGUAUGCACUACUUUCCAAAGUAGACCCGGUGCAGGCGAAGUUGUGAUCCGAAUCGAAGGUUAUGAAAGACGUGCAAGGAACAAUGGAGGGCCAUAAAGUAUUCGGAGCAACUCGAUGAAUGUCGUCUCAGGGAUAAAUGGGAAAUACUUGGCCUGUAUCACCCUAAUUCCUUAAGUAUCAUUUUCACUCGAGAUAAGUUUGUAUUUUAUUAAUUUGUUGGGUACACUCUAACUUCCUGAAACAAAUAAAAACGCUCGAAUCAGCGGAUUUUUGGAAGGCUUGCUUAAUUGUUGCAUGCCUGUUGUAAUACUAAUAUAUUAUGCAUGCUCAAAUAAAAUGGUACAUAAAUUUAUAUA